AUGGCGUCGAUGGAUAAAGGAAAAUUAGUAAUAUUUGUAUUAUUAAUCAUGAUAACCGGUUCCGACUUACAAGACGUACAAUACGAUCUCUGUGACACUGCCUGUGACGACGCUGACAGCUGCGUUCAGUACAAUGAAGAGAAGUUCUGUAGCUGUCACAUGGGUUAUGAAGGAGAUCUAUGCGACGAUCCCAACUUUAUGCGAUGUGGAGGCAGUUUUCUGGGUCCCGGUGAGCUGACGACACCGGGUUACCCAGCACUGUACAGGAAUAAAUUAAAAUGCGUGUGGUUAGUAAUGAUACCCGAAGCGGAGGAAAUAGGAUUUUAUAUGCUGGAAUUUGACACAGAAGUAGAUAAAGACUGGGUCGAGAUCGGUCCGGGAUCUGAUAGCGAUUCUUUCGAUCAUGACGUAAUUCAACUGAAUGAACUUAGCGGAACAUUAGCGGACCUUCCUUCAACGAAGGUUACAGUUCCUGGAAACAGGGGAUUCGUUAGAUUCGAAGCGGAUUUCACAAAUGCGUUCACGGGGUUCCGUAUUUCAUUUAAUGCAUCGAAAGUGGCUUCUGCGGACAACUGUGCAAGCAAUCCAUGUCAAAACGGCGGGCAGUGCACUAAUACACCGAGUGGUUACGAGUGUGAAUGUGCGGAGGGUUACACGGGAACUAACUGUGAAACGGAGGAACUUAGACCAAUACCGAAAGACGUAACAGUUACUGAUAUCACGUCCAGUACUGGCACUGUGACGUGGAGUGCGGUAGAGGGCGCUGACGGUUACUGGGUGGACUAUUUUCCGAGAGAUGGUACUAUAACAGAGUCGCAAUUCGUCAGCUCGUCUGAAGAUAGAAGUUUCACAUUUGAAGGACUGACUUCUUCUACAUAUUACAACUUCUCUGUGAGUGCUUCGUUUGGUUCUGAAGUAAGUGAGAAGGGAUAUGCUGGUGAAACUACCCUGGACCUUGCUGGUGGCCCCGCACCGAAUGACGUCACUGUUACUGACAUCACGUCUACUAGCGGAACGUUGACGUGGAGUGCGGUAGAGGGCGCUGACGGUUACUGGGUGGACUAUUUUCCGAGAGAUGGUAUUAUGACAGAGUCGCAGUUUGUCAGCUCAUCGGAAGAUAGAAGUUUCACAUUUGAAGGACUGACUUCUUCUACAUAUUACAACUUCUCAGUGAGUGCUUCGUUUGGUUCAGAAGUGGGCGAGAAAGGAUACGCUGGUGAAACGACCCUUGCAAAUUCUGGUGCUGGGGCCGCUCCAGAUGACGUCAGUAUUGUCGACGUCACUGACAGCACUGCCACAGUCACAUGGAGCAGCGUAGAAGGCGCUGAUGGUUACUGGGUAGAUUAUUCACCCAGGGAUGGUUUCGUGACAGAAUCACAAUUCGUGGACGCUGAAACAGAAAGAAGUUUUAUGUUUGAGGGGUUGAGCCCGUCAACAUAUUACAACUUUUCUGUCAGUGCAUCCUUUGGUUCAGACAUAGGAGAGGCAGGUUAUGCUGGAGCCACAACACUUGACAGUACAGGAAAUGGUCCAGCUCCAGACAACGUGACUGUUAUCGAUAUCUCUGAUAGCUCUGCGUCGAUAGCCUGGAGUGAAAUAGAGGGCGCCGAUGGUUACUGGGUGGAUUACGUCCCAAGAGAUGGGUCGAUUCAAGAAUCUCAAUUUGUGAGCUCUGAACAAGGCAGAAGCUUCUUAUUCGACGGAUUAAGCCAGUCAACAUUCUAUAACUUUUCCGUGAGGGGCUCGUUUGAUUCGGAAAAGGGCGAGGCCGCGUAUGUGGGGGCCACCACAGGAGAAUCCGGUGGCGCUGGUCCAGCUCCUGAUAAUGUCACCGUCACUGGCGUAACUGCAACUACAUCAAGUAUUACAUGGAGCGCCGUAGAAGGCGCUGACGGCUACUGGUUGGACUAUUUCCCGCGAGAUGGUUCGAUGAGAGAGUCUCAAUUUGUGAGCUCGGAAGAGGGGGAGAGAAGAUUUGUUUUCGAAGGGUUGGCUCCUUCUAGCUCUUAUAAUUUCUCUGUGAGGGCGUCAUUUGGUUCAGCCAAAGGAGACGCCGCGUACGCUGCAGCAACUACACUUGACCCGCCUCCUCCGCCGGAAAAUGUCACUAUAGACAUGGUCAUGGCAACCCGUACGUCCAUCAGCUGGAGCGACGUAGAGGGCGCUGAAGGAUACUUGCUGGAAUACGAAUCGCAAAAUGGCAUAGACAGCCGGUCAAUUUUCUUGAACGCAUCGGAAGGUAACAGCUACACGUUUGAAGGGCUACAGCCGGGAACUGCCUACAAUUACUCUGUACGGACAGUAAUGGAGAUUGCUGGCGAUGCAAACACAGUAAAUGCAACAACACUUGAGAUGGGAGCAUUCACCACGACCGGGUCGAUGAUGGUGACAUGGGAAGAGCCGGCAAUUGACUAUAAUUAUCUCGAAGUAGACUACACUCCAACAGACGGCGGCAUGCCUCCGCCGCCAAUCAGCUUGGACCGUGCAAACUUCACCUACCUGUAUUACAACGACGAAUUGUACAACAUUACGUCAUUGUGGGAUGGUUACAAUUAUACAUAUUUAUCUAACGGAACAUUCAUGUACAAUUCCACCAUUGGCGGUUUGGUUGCUGGACGAAACUAUUCUUAUUCGGUGACCGCCAUAGACGGCUAUGGAAACCGAACAUUGGUAGGAGAGACGUAUGCCAUAACGAUUCCGAAUCGGCCAGAUACUCUGAACGCUGACACAAGCUCGAUCAACUCUAUAUCACUCGACUGGAGUGAGCCGGACGGGGACUACACUGGAUAUCGUCUAAAUGUAGAAGGUGUGGAUGGAAUACCUGCAACGUUGACGAAAGAAGAAAGAUCAUUUACUAUUGAUGAUUUAGUGCCCGGUAGAUCGUACGAUAUAAGCGUCAGUACAGUAACGACUGGCGGUGUAACAAGUGAACCGCGCUCCAUCAGAACUUCGCCAAGUCCGAUAAGUCCUACAAAUGGUAUUGCGAAUGAUGUGACGUCAUCAAGUGUUGAUCUCAGCUGGGAUGCAGUGACUGAGGGGGAAUUCGACCAUUAUGAAGUUACUUAUAGGACGGCUGAUGGAGAACCGGUUGAAACGGUUAUAGUAGACAAAGAAUUGACGAACAACAUUGUUACUGGCCUUGACUCUGGCACCGAAUACACCUUUGAAAUCAGUACCAUUAGCGAGGCUGGUGUCAAGAGUUCACCGCAAGAAGUUAUUGUAACGACCUUACAAAGUGGCGGUGGUGGUGGCACUCCGGGCGGAGGAGGGACGCAGGGUCCUCCGGUGACUGAGACUCCAGGUGGAGAGCAUACACAAAGUCCAGUGACUCCGGACGGAGGACAAACCCAAGGCCCAGUGACUCCAGACGGGGGACAAACCCAGGGCCCAGUGACUCCGGGUGGAGGACAAACCCAAGGUCCAGUGACUCCGAGUGGAGGACAAACCCAGGGCCCAGUGACUCCGGGUGGAGGACAAACCCAAGACCCAGUGACUCCGGCCGGAGGACAAACCCAAAGCCCAGUGACUCCGGCCGGAGACAAACUCAAAGCCCAGUGA
This is a messenger RNA of Saccoglossus kowalevskii, 3558 nucleotides long. RefSeq names its product tenascin-X-like. NCBI's taxonomy places the organism in Eukaryota, Metazoa, Hemichordata, Enteropneusta, Harrimaniidae. The record is from RefSeq and is a predicted model, not a curated record.